This is a messenger RNA of Mycena indigotica, 2217 nucleotides long. Its product is annotated as Aldehyde dehydrogenase. Bases 1 to 2217 code for a protein of 738 amino acids. The transcript has 16 exons. The record is from RefSeq and is a predicted model, not a curated record. Gene Ontology annotation, molecular function: aldehyde dehydrogenase (NAD+) activity. NCBI's taxonomy places the organism in Eukaryota, Fungi, Basidiomycota, Agaricomycetes, Agaricales, Mycenaceae.
AUGGCAUCCACUUUUACCUACGAGUUCAAGUCCAAAGGCUUCACGGGCAAAUCGUCGUUCCCCACUGGCCUCUUCAUCGACGGCAAAUUCCAGAAGAGUGACACAACUCUCGAAGUGCUGAAUCCCGCAAAUGGCCAACUUAUCACCAAGGUCGAUGAAGCUCAUCCCUCCCAUGUCGACCAAGCUGUGAAGGCUGCGAGGAAGGCUUUUGAGACCACUUGGGGUCUGAAUGCCUCCGGAGAGCUGCGCGCCCAGCUACUCAAUAAACUUGGCCAGCUUAUGGAGCGCGAUGCCGACGAGCUAGCUGCUAUCGAGGCUCUUGAUAACGACGCUGGCUGGGCCGACAAGGCACUCACGGGACAGACCAUCGAGACAGAUGAAAAGAAGCUCGCAUACACUCGAUAUGAGCCCCUCGGCGUGCCCUCUGAAUUCACCCCACUCACCGCGUUGAGGAUGUGCAGUCUCAUCAAAGAGGCUGGAUUCCCAGAUGGUGUGGUCAACGUUCUCGUGGGUUUUGGCCCCACCGUCGGAGCAGCCAUCUCAGAGCACAUGAGCAUCGAAAAGGUAGCAUUUACCGGCUCAACUCUCGUCGGUCGCAAGGUCAUGGCUGCUGCUGCCAACUCAAACCUCAAGAACGUUACACUCGAACUCGGCGGCAAGAGCCCGAACAUCAUCUUCGAUGACGCAGAUUUGGACCAGGCCGUCUCAUGGGCAGCUCAUGGCAUCUUCUGGAACCAUGGUCAGGCGUGUUGCGCCGGUUCUCGUAUCUUCGUGCAAGCAGGGAUUUAUGACCAGUUCCUGGCCGCAUUCACCGAGAAGGCCAAGGCAAUCACUGUGGGCGAUCCAUUUGACGAAAAGGUCGACCAAGGGCCGCAAGUCAGCCAGCAACAAUUUGAUCGUAUCAUGGGGUAUAUUGACUCUGGCAAAGCCGACGGGGCUACAGUCCAUCUUGGUGGUGGCCGUGUUGGAAAGGAAGGGUACUUUAUCGAGCCAACAAUCUUCACGGACACCAACUCGCAGAUGAAGAUUGUUCAGGAGGAGAUAUUCGGGCCAGUAGGGGUUAUUAUCAAAUUCACGGAUGAGCAAGAUGUUAUCCGGCAAGCCAAUGACACUCUAUAUGGUCUUGCUGCUGCGGUCUUCUCACAAAACAUCAAUCGCGCGAUCGAAACAGCGCACAAACUUCAAGCGGGAACAGCUUGGGUGAACUGUGUCAAUCAACUCCAUGUUCAAGUCCCGUUCGGUGGAUACAAACAGAGUGGUAUCGGAAGGGAACUUGGAGAGCACGCACUGGCGAAUUACGUCGCAGUCAAAAGUGUCCACGUGGGUCCUAUUUCUUGUUUGCUCUGGGUCACUGCUAUAAUAUACCUUCCAGAUCAACCUUGGGCAUCAACGCCAUCCCAAACGAGCCUUCCCACGAUACUGGACCAGUUCUCUCGAUACUCUGGUCGCGUUCUGCCUUAUGCGCUUCCCUAUGAAUCACGCCCACCAAAAGAGCGUCGAGCUCGGUUAGAGACGGGCGAGGGUAUUGUACUCGUCGCUCACUGCGUGCGAAACCAGAAUGGGGACCAUCAAGUAACUGUUUCGUCCGGCUUUGCGCUGGACACGCCGAAUCCUGACGGGGCCACUGUCGUUACUUGUGCUCAUACUUUGGAAGAGCUCCGUCGUUCAACUCUUUUAGCCAACGGCAAACUUGAUUCGGGCUCUUUUGUCGUCUCUGCAGGCCCUUCUGGGGAAAUGCUUGUAUCGCCCGUCUCAGCCAUAUUGGCUGCUCUCCCGCAGUCCGACUUGCUCUUGCUCCAAACUCCGGUUGAGCUCAAAACACUGCCUGUCUCGCCGUAUCCUGCACCGCGUGACAUUUCGGUGUUGACGCACUUUGUCUCCCACUCUCCUUCGACUGGAGAUGACUGGACCCCUUGGAUCGGAGGCUCUUGGAGGAAAUGCUCUCGGGGGAAGGUUGUCUCGUAUCGUGAUUUUGCUGGUCGGGAAACCGAGCCUGGGACGUAUGAUUCGCUAGCGAAUAUGUUUGUUUCGACGCUCCCAACGUCUGGGUCGAGUGGUGGACCGAUUGUAGACGAGGAAACGGGGGCUGUGGUAGGGGUGAUUCUCGGGACGCGGAUGGAUAGUAGAGUCGAGGGAGUCAGAGGCUGGGGCACACCUUCAGAAGCAAUUUUUGAGAUGUUUAGUCUCCCACUACAAGCAGCGUAUAGUGAUAGAUAA